This is a messenger RNA of Ahaetulla prasina, 5067 nucleotides long. RefSeq names its product SMG7 nonsense mediated mRNA decay factor (gene SMG7). Gene Ontology annotation, molecular function: telomeric repeat DNA binding; protein binding; telomerase RNA binding. The record is from RefSeq and is a predicted model, not a curated record. The coding region runs from base 169 to 3750 and encodes 1193 amino acids. The transcript has 23 exons. Gene Ontology annotation, biological process: nuclear-transcribed mRNA catabolic process, nonsense-mediated decay. NCBI's taxonomy places the organism in Eukaryota, Metazoa, Chordata, Lepidosauria, Squamata, Colubridae. Gene Ontology annotation, cellular component: telomerase holoenzyme complex.
UCCUCCCUCUCCAGGAAGAGCCUGGCCCGACACGGGAAGAUGGCGGCGGCCGGAGGCGGCAGCAGCAGCGGCUGCGGCUCCCAGGCUGCGGAAGGGCCCGAGCUGUAGACCCCGACGCGGGGCCGGCGUGGACUGGCGGGCAGCGAGCGGCGGCGGCGGCGGCGGAGGAUGAGCCUGCUUUGCGCUCAGUAUCUCCGGCAGGCAGAAGUCCUGAAGGCUGACAUGACAGAUUCGAAGCUGGGACCAGCCGAAGCCUGGACAUCUCGACAAGCUUUACAGGACUUAUACCAGAAAAUGUUAGUAACAGAUUUGGAGUAUGCAUUGGAUAAAAAAGUGGAACAGGAUCUGUGGAAUCAUGCCUUUAAGAAUCAGAUCACAACUCUACAGGGUCAAGCAAAAAACCGAGCAAAUCCAAACCGGAGUGAAGUUCAGGCAAACCUCUCUCUCUUUCUAGAAGCAGCUAGUGGCUUCUAUACGCAGCUACUGCAGGAGCUGUGCACAGUAUUUAAUGUGGAUUUGCCCUGCCGUGUGAAGUCCUCUCAGUUGGGAAUUAUCAGCAAUAAACAGACGCACACCAGCGCCAUAGUGAAGCCACAAUCUAGCUCCUGCUCAUAUAUAUGCCAGCACUGCCUUGUCCACCUUGGAGACAUCGCUCGCUACAGAAAUCAGACCAGCCAGGCUGAAUCCUAUUAUAGGCAUGCAGCUCAGCUUGUCCCCUCCAAUGGUCAGCCUUAUAAUCAGCUGGCUAUUUUAGCAUCCUCCAAAGGAGAUCACCUGACCACAAUUUUCUACUAUUGCAGAAGCAUUGCUGUGAAAUUCCCUUUCCCAGCUGCUUCUACUAACCUACAAAAAGCACUUUCUAAAGCACUGGAAAGUCGUGAUGAGGUGAAAAUUCAGUGGGGAAUAUCUGAUUUCAUUAAGGCAUUUAUAAAAUUCCAUGGCCAUGUAUAUCUGAGUAAGAAUUUGGAGAAAUUGAAUCCUCUUCGUGAGAAAUUAGAAGAGCAAUUCAAGAGGUUGCUGUUCCAAAAAACCUUCAAUUCUCAACAGCUUGUCCAUAUUACUGUCAUCAACCUGUUUCAGUUACACCAUUUACGGGAUUUUAGCAAUGAGACUGAACAGCAUAGUUACAGUCAGGAUGAACAGCUAUGCUGGACACAAUUACUGGCACUCUUCAUGUCUUUUCUUGGAAUUUUGUGCAAGUGCCCACUUCAGAAUGAUUACCAAGAAGAAUCUUGCGGUUCUUAUCCCCUUCCUGCACUCAAAGUCUCAAUGGACUGGCUGAAACUUAGACCCAGUGUUUUUCAGGAGACUGUGGUUGAUGAAAGGCAAUAUGUUUGGCCUUGGCUGAUUUCUCUUCUAAACAGUUUUCAGCCUCAUGAAGAAGACCUCUCCUGCCCUAAUGCCACCCCUCUUCCAGAAGAGUUUGAGCUGCAGGGAUUCUUAGCUCUGAGACCCUCAUUUAGGAACUUGGAUUUCUCUAAAGGCCAUCAGGGAAUUACUGGAGACAAAGAAGGACAACAUUACCGUAUAAGGCAACAACGCCUGAUCUUCACAGGAAAAUGGAUCGCUGACAAUCAGCCAAGGUUGAUCCAAUGUGAAAAUGAGGUUGGCAAACUCAUGUUUUUGACGGAGAUCCCAGAACUGUUACUGGAGGAACAUAAUGAAUCCAAACAGAGUCAUGUCCUGCAGGAAGCAUCAGAGCCACAGUUUGUAGAUGGGAGCCCAGGACUUAAGUCCGUGCUAUCUACAAGUCGAAACCUGAGCAGCAGCUCUGAUACAGGAGAUAAGCCAAUGGUGACAUUCAAAGAAAACAUUAAACCACGAGAAAUAAACAGAGAGCAAGGCCGAAACUAUCUGACCAAGGAAAUAGGAAGGGAAAGAAGAGAUUAUAACAAAGGAAUAACAGCCAAUAAAAAUGAUGGAAAGAAGGACAUCAACAACAAAAGGAAGAAUGAGAUUAAGAAAUGUGGCAUGGACAAGAGUCAAGAAACAGGGAAGCAGAAUGUAGCAGUACAGGUAAAAUCCCAGACUGAGUUGAGGAAGACUCCAGUAUCUGAAGUCAGAAAAACACCAGUAACUCAGUCUCCAAAUCAGGCCAGCAACUCCCAGUUCAUCCCCAUCCAUCACCCAGGAGCUUUCCCUCCUCUUCCCAGCCGGCCAGGCUUCCCACCUCCUGCCUACGUUAUUCCUCCUCCUGUGGCUUUCUCUAUGAGCUCAGGAUAUACUUUCCCAGGUGGUGUUUCUGUCCCAGGAACCUUUCUUCAGCCUGCAGCUCAUUCACCUGCAGGAAAUCAGGUGCAAGCUGGGAAGCAAUCCCACAUUCCUUACAGCCAGCAGCGGCCCUCUGGACCAGGCCCAAUGAACCAGGGACCUCAACAGACUCCAUCCCCUUCUCAGCAGCCCCUUGCAUCCAUACCAGCUCAGGCAACAACCCCAUCUGCAAGCCAGCUACAGGUCCAGGCUCUUGCCCAGCAGCAGCAGCAGCAACAGUCCCCAACAAAAGCUGUGCAGGCAUUAGGAAAGAGUCCUCCACACCAUUCUGGAUUCCAGCAGUAUCCCCAGGGAGACUCCUCCAAGCAGCUCUGGAACCCCUCUCAGGUUCAAGGCCCAUUGGGGAAGAUCAUGCCUGUGAAGCAGCCGUACUAUCUUCAGGGCCAGGAUCCCGUGAAACUCUUUGAACACUCCUUGCAGCCUCCCCUUCUGCAACAACAGCAGCCUCUGGAGAAGAAAAUGAAGCCUUUCCCUAUGGAGCCAUAUAACCAGAAUCCCUCAGAGGUCAAGAUGCCAGAAUUUUACUGGGACUCCUAUGGUAUGGCUGAUAACCGUGUUGUGAUGGCACAACAACAAGCCAACCUGGACCGCAGAGGGAAACGUCAGCAAGGAAUCUUCCGCCCAGAGCAGGACCCAAUGCCGAGGAUGGGUUUUGAGGACCCCAAGAGCUCCCCUCUGCUUCCUCCGGACCUGUUAAAGAGUUUGGCUGCCUUGGAGGAGGAGGAAGAGCUGAUUUUCUCUAAUCCUCCUGAUCUUUACCCAGCACUGCUGGGGCCUCUCGCCUCUCUUCCUGGACGAAGCCUCUUUAAAUCACUGUUGGAGAAACCAUCAGAUCUGAUGUCACAGUCACCAUCUUUCCUAUCGCUCACAGGCUUCUCCCUUAAUCAGGAAAGAUAUCCAAACAGCAUGUUCAAUGAAGUUUAUGGGAAAAACCUCAAUGCCAGCACAAAAGCCGAGGUUACACCAUCAGUAGCUCACCAGGAGACUUCACUUUAUUCUCUUUUUGAAGGUACUCCAUGGUCUCCAUCUCUUCCAGCCAGCUCAGAUCAUUCAACACCAGCCAGCCAGUCUCCUCACUCCUCCAACCCAAGCAGCUUGCCAAGCUCUCCUCCAACUCACAACCAUAAUUCGGUUCCAUUUUCCAACUUUGGGCCCAUUGGAACACCAGACAACAGGGAUAGAAGGAUAACAGAUCGGUGGAAGACAGAUAAGCCAGCAAUGGGAGGCUUUGGCCUGGACUAUCUCCCAGCAACAUCAUCCUCUUCAGAGAGUAGCUGGCACCCAACCAGCACCCACAGCGGUCCCUGGUCAGCCCAUGGCCCAUCCAUAGAGGAUUCGUCAGCUGUGCUUAUGGAAAGUCUGAAGUCUAUCUGGUCCAGUUCUAUGAUGCAUCCUGGACCUUCUGCUCUGGAGCAACUGUUGAUGCAGCAGAAGCAAAAGCAGCAACGUGGGCAAGGUGCCAUGAAUCCACCACACUGAGAACAAAAGAGCUGGCAACCUUUGCAAUCGGAAGCUCCAUACAUCAUGGCAUGUUGGGUUUACAGGACUGUCCCACACAGUUCUGUGCGCGUGGCAGCCUCUCUUCUGUUCCUUGAUGUCAGGAGGGUGUAAGUGCUCCACCAACCCACUGAGUAUGCACGAAAAUGAAUGCAGUGCAAUGGAAAACCAACACCAGGAACUCUCCUAUCCCACCAGGGCCUUCUGGAGGGAGAGAGGGACUGCUGUUUAUCUUCACGGUAACCUGAUAUCACCGCCUCUCACCUUCUCCAUCGUGCAUGUGCCCAGCCAUGUGGGAAAAUAAAAAGAUGGGAAAGAAGAGCAGAUGGGAGAAGCCACUGAGAACUUCUCGAUCCUCUUCCUCAGUAUUGGGGAACCUAAUAGGAAUCUAUUACCUAUAGCUUUGCUGACUGAGAAUGUAGUUGAAAUUUAUUCCUCAACGUCUAAAUUUCGAAUUAUUACUGUCUCAGUAGUAAGAUCACACUGAAUUCUUCCAUACACAAAUGUGCUUUGUAGUCAGUGUGUAGCACCCCUCGAGUCACUGGUCCAGCCGGCCAGAGUUGAGUAAGUGGUAAAUUGGCGGGAAGGGCGAGUGUCUGGUCUCCUGGGUUAGGUAAGGCGUUUCACGAAGGAGAAUUUGGUCCCUCCGGCGUCAUUUCCACCUCUUCUUCAAAGGUUGAGUCUGGACGAUUGUGAAUGGGUUAAGGAUUCCAGCAGUACUCAAGUGCAGUGGCAACUGCCAGCCCUCAGUUCAGGGCAGCACACUGCUGCUAUGGGGUUUUUAAGUUAAAUGGUUCAGAUUCCUGUACAUUUUAUGAUAGCGUAGUGACCAGUCUGAUGAAAUGGCAAAGCUGGCCUGUGCAUUCACAGCCUGACUCCUUUAUGUAGGUAGGUAGAAGCUUUCUGUGUCUUUCUUUUUUUUUCUCCCCCUCCCAGCCCCCUUUUCUAGUCUCCCCCCCCCCAACCCUGCUUGGUUGCUUGUAGUUCUGUUCUUCAUAUGCAGCAUCCCACCAAAUUCUAGCAGGAUAACGGGGAGCAAAGGAAUUAGACAGGACAAUAUAGGCAGUCUCCCCUGCCAGUAAGUAUAUGUCCGCAGGUGCACGCACACGUGUAAUCGCAGAGUUCCAGUUUCAGAAUGGAAGUUCAAGGCAACACGAUCCCUAUGAGGGGACCCCUGCAGAGAAGCCGUCAGUCCCACUUGCUCUCCUAUAAGGAUGCAGAAAGGGGGGGAAAGGUUGAACUUGAUAUUUAUUGAGCAGAAGGAAGGCUGCAACUCUUCUUGCAUAGGAAACAAGGACA